Messenger RNA from Hydractinia symbiolongicarpus, 4248 nucleotides. Its product is annotated as trichohyalin-like. The transcript is spliced from 9 exons. The coding region runs from base 36 to 3722 and encodes 1228 amino acids. The record is from RefSeq and is a predicted model, not a curated record. Lineage: Eukaryota; Metazoa; Cnidaria; Hydrozoa; Anthoathecata; Hydractiniidae.
CUUUUAUAUCUUUUUUUUUUUAGUAAAACAUCAAUAUGUACAAUGGCAUUGGUCUUGACACUACUCGUGGCAGUGGUACCAAUGGUUAUGUGCAACGUAAUUUAUCUCAUAUAAGAACUGAUAGAAAAGAUAACCGGCAAACUUAUGAUUACAAUGAUUCCAGUGUUAUUGGAGGAUUUGAAUCAUCCCUUGUGAAGAAACCCAACAAAGAUAUAUUGGAGCAUGAUCGUAAGCGGCAGGUUGAACUGAAGUGUGUAGAGCUGCAAGAUAGCUUGGAAAAUGAAGGGAUGGCUGAGGAUGAGAUUACUGUAAAAGUGGAUGAAUUAAGACAAACUUUGUUGGAACAGGCUGGCUUUUUGAAAGAAAAAGUUGAUCCAGUUACAAGUACGGUUGGGAUGAGUUCCCAUCAAGUUGCUGCAGCAAAUGAAAACAAAAAUGCUAAAAUGAGAAAUGCAUUUGGGAUAAAAGAAGAUUUUGCGGAAGGUAGCUCGUUUAAGGAGGAGCACCAGAAGGCAAGAAGAGAGGCAGAGAAGCAAGAAAAAGAAGAAAAAUACAAAGAAAGAGAAAAGCAGAAAAAGAGAGAAGAAAAGGAACGACAUAGAGAUCGAGAAGAACGAGAAGCUGACUUGGACAGAUCAGCUGAUAAGUCUGAUGAUGAAAGAAAGGACAAGAAAAGGGGUAGAAAGCAUGAUAGGUCUGCCAGUAGCUCAUCGCGUGAUAGUGACCAUGGUGAUAAUAAGAAACAUGGUAGACACGGAAAAAGUAAAGAGAAAUCCAGUCGAAAGAAAAGCUUGGUUGAUAGCUAUGGAAGUUCACCUGAACGGGGAGCUAAGAGAAGGAAAGAGAGUGAAGGUGAUGGACGUACUGUCGAACCUGGCGAUUUAAGUGAUGAAGAAGCUGAUCAUAAACGUAAGUCUAGACGAGAUGGACAUAGUCCAAGAAGAGACAGAGAUCGUAAAAAACAUGAUCGAAGAGACGAGGAAAAACCUCGCGAUCGUCGAAGAAGCCGAAGAGAUGACAGUGAUGACGGACGUCGUAAGAGUCGUCACGAUGAUGGCAUUGAUGAUGAACGUCGUAAGAGUCGUCACGAUGAUAGCACUGAUGACGAACGUCGUAAAAGUCGUCACGAUGAUGGCAGUGAUGACGUACGUCGUAAGAGUCGUCACGAUGAUAGCAUUGAUGAUGAACGUCGUAAGAGUCGUCACGAUGAUGGCAUUGGUGGUGAACGUCGUAAGAGUCGUCACGAUGAUGGCAGUGAUAAUGAACGUCGUAAGAGUCGUCACGAUGAUAGCAGUGAUGAUGAGCGUCGUAAAAGUCGUCGUGGUGAUAGCAGUGAUGACGGCCAUCGUAAGAAUCGUCGUGUUGAUAGCAGUGAUGACGGACGUAAAAAGAAACAUCGCAAUGAAAAGGGUGAUGCCAGACGUCGCCAAAGUCAUCACGAAGACUCGAGUGAUGAAGGACGUCGUGAAAAACAUAAGGACGACAACAGCGACGACGAAGAUUAUUAUAAAGAAAGAGAACGUGAGCGUUUGGAAAGACGUCGAAGACGAGAAAGAAAACAUAAACGGCGCAGUGAAAGCGACGACGACGACGACCGUAAAGAGCGUUCUCGUCGGGACCGAGAUCGGUCACCAUCUGUGGGAAAAAGUGUUGAAGUUGAAAGUCCGGGAGGAAGGAAAAGGGAUCGUAGCGAGGAAAAACAAAAUUCUGCUCCACCUCGCGAGUAUAGUGAAGAAAAAACUAGAUCUCCUCGAAAAAAAGAAAGAGGUGUGGAAAAUAGAAAGUCGCCAAAAAGACGAGGAGAAAAAAGUGAAGAUCGAUCAAAGUUGUCGCCUCGAAAAAAAGAAAAUGAAGGGAGACGAAGAUCACCGCGGAGGAACCGGGACAGAAGUGAAGAGAGAGAAAGAUCCCCCAGGAGAAGCCGAAACAGAUACGACAAACAGGAGCGUUCUCCGCCGUCUUCUAAAAAACAGCGGCGCAGGGAAGAUUCUGUAGAUGAAUUUGGUCGUUCUAGAUCUACGAAAACCGAAUAUCGUGAGAAGCAGAGACGUCAAAGUUGGCAAGAGGAAGAUGUAGGAAGGGGCGAAUUCAGAGAAGUUGACUAUUCCGUUGAAAGAAUGGGCGUCGUAGACCAUGAAGAAACAACUGAUCGUUACAGUGAUCGACGCUCAAAACAUAAACGUGAAACAGAGGAAGAUUACACAGAAGAAUCGUUUGUUGCGCAAGACAACAUGGAGCGAUCGCACCCUGGCGAAAAGGAUAAUUACGGCGAAGACUUACCAAUUCGCGAAUUUGGCUAUGACGGUUACGCGGAAAAACGUACUAAAGAAAGAUCGCGCGAACGAUUUACUGAUAAAAAUGUUCGUUACGACGUCGAAAACGUAAUGAAUACAUCUUAUAAUGUGCCAGUGGAAAAAAUUGACGAAGCUUUGAACGAAUACGACUCUGUCCUUGCUGAAGAUGAACCAAGAAAAAUUGAUCGGCAUUCAGACAUGGAAAUAUCAGAACCCGAAACAGAAAGCAGAAGAAAUCGGUCAAAUGGCGACGAUGUUUCAGUAAAUAAGGAAAAUAGCGUACAGUAUUCAACGGAAAACAUAGAAAGAGAAAGCACAGCAAAAGAAAAUCUUGACGAUUUGAACAAAGAUGAAAAAAAUGACACGAAGAAACGUAGACACUCGGCUAAGCACAAGAGUCCGGGCACACAGAAAAGCCCAUCUAGUAAAAAGGACUCUAAGAAGGAGAGCAGGGAGCGCAAAAAGAAACAGGACACUCCGAUUGUAGAAGAUGAUGACGCUAUUCGACAAGAAGAGGAAACGAAGAAGCGUAUUUCCGAAUUAGAAGAACUCUUGAGAUUGGAACGCAUGAAGAAGGAAAAAUCUGGAAAGUCUGGUAAGAAGAGAGGAAGCAAAAACGAUCAGAAACAAAACGAUGAUAAUCAAGCUGAAGGCGAGAAUGAAAUCGAAAAAAAGAGAAAACGAAAGAGUUCUUCUUUGGAAGAGUCGAACAGAAAGAAAAAGUCUGUUAAACGAAAGCGGGUGGAAGAAAAGAAAAAGAAGGCCUCGUCUUCUGAUUCCGAUUCGGAGGAUGACGCGGAUCGCAAAAGAAGUAAAAGUAAACAAAACAAAAAAGAAGUGCUUAAGAAAAAGAAGGAAAAAAAGAAGAGAUCAUCUUCGAGCGAGAGUGAUGAUAGUGAGGAGGGGGAGGAGAAGAAGAGGCAUCGUUCACGUGAUGGAAAGAAAAAUAAGAAAAGAAAAGAGAGUGAUGACGAGCUUAGCGAAGACGGAAAAAAAUCAUCAAAGAAAGGAAAAUCGAAGAAAGAACUGGACCGUGGUGACAAACUUGAUGAAGAAAUGGCGAGUGUGGAGAAACGGAAAGAGUCUUCAAAAAAGAAGCUCAAGGAAAAGGUGGAAAAGGCGAAGACGAAGAGAUCUAAAAGACAUUCAAGUGAUGACGAUAGUACUGACGAUAAUAAACGAAAAAAGAAGAAAAACUUAAAGAAAAAGAAGCGAAAAGAUAGUUCGAGUAGUUCGGAGAGUUCUUCGAGUGACGACGACUCUUCGAGCGAAGACGAAUCGUCGAGUGAUUCUUCUGAAGAGUCGUCGAGUUCAGAUAGCAGUGAUUCAUCCGAUUCUUCCGAUAGUGAGAGCGAAUCUUCAAGAAGUCCCACACCCGAGAAAAAACGUUCGAAGAAAACGUCGAGUAAGAAAAGCAAGAAACGAUAAAUAACUUGAAUUGACGUGAGAAUGAAAGAAGAAUUAUUCGUUCGUUGUAAAUCUGGAAAUAAUAACAAAUUUUAGUACGAGGGGACCGGAAAAUAAAUAAAACCAAAGACAUUGUAAAAUUGUACUAAAUAUCCGCCAAUUUUUUUUCUUCAUACUUUUACGAGUUUUGUUUAUAUUGACACUGUUUUGUUUUUUAAUCCCCGAAACCAAAUAAAAGAAUUUUUGUAUAAAUAAACACUCCGGAUCAUUUUUAAACUUUAGAUGCAAGUAUUUUUCGAUUUCUUUUGUCAUAUCUAAUAUAAACCCAUUUUUAUCCGCUUUGGAACAAACGGGUUUCCGAAUUGUUCUUUUUUUUUUUUCUUCCAUUGUAUUUUAGUAGAUGAUAUAUUUCCUUUCCAGGCCAUCUUAAAUUUUUGCGUACCAUUAUAGACCUUAUUUCUGGUAGUAUUUACGAACGCCUGGAAACGAAGAUGCUGUAAGAAUGAUCAGAUGUAGAUAUAUCGUCUUAACAAAUAACAGUUUUUCA